UCAGUAUCCGAGUCCAUCGAUGUUUCUCUUCUCUCUCCCUCUCUCUCUCUCGUUCGCCGUCUACUCCACGGCCGACCAGGUAUCUCACAUUUCUUUCAGUGCGUCUGUGUUUCGUGUGUGCAUUUGCAACUAAACAAGACAAAUCGGUCUUGUAAUUCUACAUUCCGAUUCUUUUCUGCUUUUACAGUUCACCAUCUGAGCAUAUUCAUCUCCGAGUUUGUUUUCAUGCUCGGAGUUCACUCAAUCUGAUGAUAUGUAUAUCUUGAGAUACCCAGUUGGAUAUGUAUAGAGCUCUUGGUAGACAUCGGCUCAUAUACCGUUCCCUCAUAUCAAACUACGUUAAAACUGGUCUCAUAGACAAAGCCCUCCAAGUGUUUGACAAAAUGUCUCAAUCAGAUUGUCGAGUUUUCAGCAUUGACUACAACCGUAUCAUUGGCGUUUUGGUAUGUCAUUCACGUUUCGAAUUAGUGGAACUGUAUUACGAUGCCAUGAUUCCAAAAGGGUAUUCUUUAAACUCAUUCACAUACUCAAGGUUUAUAUGUGGUUUAUGUAAAGUUAAAGACUUUAGAUUGAUUGAUAAACUUUUAAAAGACAUGAAUAGAAUAGGAGCUGUGCCUGAUAUGUGGGCAUACAAUAUGUAUUUAAAUGUUCUAUGUUCUGAAAGCUCAGUGGACAUAGCUUUAACUGUGUUGACAAACAUGGUCGAGAAGGGUAAAGAACCUGAUGUUGUGAGCUACACCACUGUUAUAAACGGUCUAAUGAGGGCUAAAAAGUUCAAUGAAGCUGUUGAAAUGUGGCAUGAAAUGAUCCGAAAAGGUAUAAAACCAGAUUCCAAUGCUUGUAGAGCUCUUGUAUUGGGUUUAUGUAAUGUUGGAAAAGUUGACUUAGCUUAUGAAUUAACAGUAGGUUUCAUGAAACUUUCCUUCAGCACACAAGUGUACAAUGUUCUUAUUCAUGGGUUUUGUAAAGCUGGUUGCCUUAAUAAAGCACUAGCAAUCAAAAGCUUUAUGAGAAGAAACGGGUGUCCACCUGAUUUGGUUACUUACAACAUGUUUUUGAAUUAUUAUUGUGAUGAACUGAUGUUAGAAGAAGCUGAAAAGCUAAUGAAGAGUAUGGAGAGAAGUGGUAUGAAGCUCGAUAGUUAUAGUUACAACCAAAUCAUCAAAGGUUUUUGCAAAGUGAAUCGAAUAGAAAAGGCAUACAUGUUAAUGGUGAGAAAGAUGGAAGUGAAAGGCAUGGUUGAUGUUGUAUCUUACAACACAAUCAUUAAAGCUCUUUGUAAAGGGCCCCACAACACUAUGAAGGCGUAUGAGUUAUUUAAAGAAAUGGGCAUUCAAGGUAUUCUUCCAGAUGUUGUUACUUUUACCAUUUUGAUUAAAUCUUUUCUAAGAGAAGGUGAUUUUAAUGUGGCAAAGAAGCUUUAUGAUAAAAUGACAGAAAUGGGGUUGUCACCUGAUCGUGUAUUAUAUACAACUUAUAUUGAUCAUAUGUGUAAAACAGGGAGAAUAUCAAUGGGUUAUGAUAUCUUUUGUGAUAUGGUGAAAGAUGGGAUUAAGCCUGAUGUUGUUUGUUAUAAUGCGAUUAUUGGUGGGUUUUGUAAGGGUUUUAGGGUUAGUGAAGCUAUGGAUUUGUUUGAGAAGAUGAAAGUUGAAGAUUUGUAUCCAGAUGAAGUGACAUUUAGAUUGAUUAUUAGAGGACUUGUACAUGAAAAGAAGCUUUCAUUGGCUUGUAAUGUGUGGGAUGAGAUGAUGAAUAAGGGUUUUACUCUUGACACAGAUCUUUCAGAGACUCUUGUUAAAUCCAUCCAUUCAAAACAUGCAUAUGGCAUAUAAGUAUUGGAAAAAAGGUUGAAAUAUUUUGAUUUGAAGUUGGGCAUAUGAGUAGAGUUGAUAUGCCACUUCAAAGUCUCAUCAUCUUUCCAAUUGACUUCAAGUUGUUGACCAAGGUGCUCGUUAAAUGAGGAGGGGCAUUUACGUCUUUUGCACAUACGAGAAGUCGAGAGUGAGUCAUUGCCCCCUCUCGUUCCACCAUUGGUAUUAAUCUCUGUGUUCUAGUCUAAUGCAUGCCAAACACAGUACAAGACUAACAGUCUGUUAUGUUAUGUAACAAAUGGGCCCUGAAGCACUUGAAUGAGACAAUAAGAUGUUCAUAAGCAUUUUAUGAAACAAAUGGAAAACAAUUUCCAAGUUGGAUUUUAAUAAUGAGAAAUGUGAGUUUAAAAAGUUUUGUAAAAUCAUUUGGAUAGGGUAGAGAUUGAUGAAACAUUUGAAUAUCUAAACUUAGUUUGAUGUAAAUAUGUAGCCACAAAAUGAGCUCUAAAAUGUUCAAUUGUAAUUUUGUAUUUUUCUUUUUUAAAAAGAAUUCCAUGAUGUCAUUUGUUUA
Lactuca sativa (garden lettuce) is the source of this 2382-nucleotide messenger RNA. Its product is annotated as Pentatricopeptide repeat (PPR-like) superfamily protein. Gene Ontology annotation, molecular function: protein binding. Lineage: Eukaryota; Viridiplantae; Streptophyta; Magnoliopsida; Asterales; Asteraceae. The record is from RefSeq and is a predicted model, not a curated record.